AUCACAGGUGAAUCGCCGUGAGCCAACGAGACCCACCAGAAAGGGCCAGUAGACUCACUCAUUGCAAAACACCUCCAGCCCCACACAGUACAGUUCUUCCUUCGUCAGUAUUCUCAAAAAAAAUCCAAGUGCCCCCUCGACUCCAGAAAUAACAAAACAAAUGAUAGAAAAAAUUAUUGCAAUAACCCCGGAAACGAGAAGAUCGUAAAAAGAUCUACUGUAUCGGCGCCCCAUUGUUUAUGUCGUGAUAGCCAUGUGUGAUUCACGUCAAAAGCAAUCAGGUUCCUCAGAUUUCCUAAAAAAAUCUUAUAUUGGUAGUAUAACAAUUAAAUGGGGUCCACAAACACAUGAAAUUCAAGAUCUCUACGAUUACAUGACAGUUAGGGACCUCAAGCAGAAAAUAUACGUUAAAAUUGGCAUUCGCCCACAUCGACAGAAGCUGCUUAACCUCUGCAAAGGAAAAUUACCAGUUGAUAAUCAAAGGCUAGGCGAGCUAAAACUCAGGCCAGGCUUCAAACUGAUAGUAAUGGGUUCCAGAGAGGAAGACAUCAUGAACCCUAUCUACAGCCUCAACAGCAGUCCAAAAGUCCUAGAGACUUGUCCACAGGUUUCUCAAAAGAGCAGCCCUUCGAGAACGCCGAUUUUUGAGUACAAUGCAGUGCCCCCAGACAGGAAAGAGCUGAGGGGCAUUGGAAAUCCAGUGGACUACGAGAUUUACCUCACCAAGGUUCAACAGAAGAUCAGGAAUGGGAAGGUGAGGCAGUUGCGGCCGAUGGACACCAACAAGAAGCUUUUAGUCAUUGGGUUAAACGAUGGAUUACCCAGCAUGAAGCAGAAUCGACAGGGCAUGCAGGAUUUCCUGAUUCAGGCGUCUCAGUACUAUAACAUCGCCAUAUGGGCCACCACAACCUCGAGGUUACUCAUACGAGCCACGACGGGUUUGGCUUACAAUCCGGCCCUCAAUAUCUGUCUUUAUCUGGAUCAGCACUCGAUGAUUUCGCUCUUUGAGCCCAAUUAUGGGAUCAUCAGCAUCAAACCUCUGGACGUAAUUUGGAUGAGCUACACCAACUGGUCCGAGAAAAACACCAUUAUGAUCGAGGACAAGUGGCUCAAUGUCUUCAUCAAUGAGAAGUCUGCUUUGGUCAUCACAAGGAGAAGUGGUGUAGACUCACCAGCCUCCUCGACUGUUGAUAAUGACUUGCUGCUGGUGAGGUUGGGGGAGUAUCUCAAGAUUAUUUCUGAGCUCAGUGACUUCAGGACACUCAAUCAUACAAACUGGCUUGAAUAUAAGAAUAAGGAGAGUCGCAGGAGGUUUAUUGAGAAGAUAGGACCACUGCCUGAUGAGAGGGAAAUUGUUAGAUUUUUAAAUGAAGGCCAAAGACUUGAAAAAAACAACUCCAAUUCCGAAAACGAGUUGGCCAUUUCGGCCACCACAAAACGUGUGAAACUGGACAUUUAUGAUAGUUUUUACGAUAAAAUUGAGAGAAAGUGCGAGGAGUACAUUAUCAAGGAAUUGAGUCCUCUGAAUUCACAGAAGAAGUUGUUGGUCCUGGACAUGGAUUACACUUUAUUCAAUCCUGACUUUAGAUUAGCACGUCCUUACCUCCACGUGUUCCUGGCCAAAGUGUACAAGCAUUACAACAUUGUCAUCUGGACAGGAUCCAACUGGAAUUCAACCCACACAGCCCUAGUUGAUCUCAAUAUUUUUAUAACGAGCAUCUACAAAAUUGCUUUUUAUCUCGAUAAGCAAGCGAUGAUUCCAGUGGAAACUCCACAGAUUAUUGGACCCAUUAAUGUCAAACCUCUCGGCUUCAUCUGGAAGAAGUAUGCGAACUAUUCAGCCAAGAAUACAAUCAUCAUUGAUGAUGAGAGGAGAAAUUUCCUCAUGAAUCCACAGUCAGGCUUGGAGAUCAGGCCUUUUAGAUAUAAUGAGGACACCUACACAGCUGAUGCAGAGCUGAAGUUUCUCACUGAGUACCUGGAGCUUAUCGCUGAAGUUGAGGACUUUCGAGCUCUCAAUCAUCGAGAAUGGAGGAAUUACAAGGCUUUCCAUGGUAAAGGGGACAUGAAGAAAAGCUAGACACCGAUAUUCGUAGGGCACCUGUUUUUUAAGCACAUUAACGACGGAGAGGCAGUCUCCAGACUGAAUUUCUACCUCGAAUCUACCUCACUGUUUUUUAAUUAAGGGUAGUUCAUGUAGAGACGACUGAAACGUUUUUUUUUUAAGUUUCUGGGGCCAUAUAAAUGAAUGGAUAUUUUUUUAUGUGUAAUAUUUGAUUAAUAUUGCGAGUCGUGAGAAAAUUAUCGCCGAGUAUUUCUGAAUUAGUGGGAAUAGAAGUAGUGAAUUUCUUUGUAACAAAAAUCAUUGCAGUUUUGUAUAAUUCCCUGCUCUUUUCUUCUUAUAUGUACAUAUUUUUAUUUUCAUUGAGUUGUUGCAGGGAAUUUUGUAUUGAUGAAAUUGUGAAUCGCAAAAAUGGAGUGGAAAAUAUUGAAUACGUAAGGGCGACUUUUCUGACUUUUUUUAUAAUUCUAAUUACUCAGAAACAGAUUUAUCAGUUUAUCUCAGUGCAUGCUCGUCACAAAAGAGAAGAAUUGUACCUUCCAUGGAAAAAUUGAUGAUUAGUUAGAUAAUUAUCAGAAGAAAUAAAUUGAAUGAGUCAUUAACAUUU
Diachasma alloeum is the source of this 2669-nucleotide messenger RNA. RefSeq lists its product as uncharacterized. The record is from RefSeq and is a predicted model, not a curated record. Gene Ontology annotation, molecular function: phosphoprotein phosphatase activity; protein binding. The transcript is spliced from 3 exons. Lineage: Eukaryota; Metazoa; Arthropoda; Insecta; Hymenoptera; Braconidae. Bases 254 to 2080 code for a protein of 608 amino acids.